Prorocentrum cordatum is the source of this 1151-nucleotide messenger RNA. NCBI's taxonomy places the organism in Eukaryota, Dinophyceae, Prorocentrales, Prorocentraceae. The record is from the annotation of a GenBank genome assembly.
GAGCGAGGCGGCAUUGGCCGCGUGUUGGGGAGGGCACCUCCCCCGAUCCAUGGAUUUGGCGACCGCGCGCCAAAUCCAUGGAUCGCUAAUCCAUGGUUGCGCGCCCCCGACUGGGUUCUGAGGACCCAGACCCCCGACGUCGUGAUUUUGUUCAUGGCGUCGGCCCGCAGAAGUGUGGACCCCUUCCCCAGGGCCCGUGUUUCAUCCGGAGAGUCGCUCUUUGUCGGCCCCGAGGCCCGGCAAGGCCCCCCAGAGGCUGAACACGGGGAAAGGCCUCCCGUCGUGAUCUCUUCAUUACUCGAGGGGGUCUGGGGGUCAUCGGCCUUCGUGGACCAGAUGGCCGCGGAUGACGCCUUCGACGCGCCGCUCACGGAGGCGGGGGUGCGCCAGGCAGCCGAGGCGGGCGCCCGGGCGCAGGAGCUGGGCCUGCUGCUGGGCGUCGAGCUGGCCGUCGCCUCCCCGCUCUCCCGCGCCCUGGACACCGCGGACGCGCUGCUGCCGCCGUCGGGCCCCGACCGCGGUGGCCCACGCCGGGCGGUGCUGGAGGAGCUGCGAGAGAUCAACGGCCUGCUGCUGAACGCGAAGCGCAGGCCGCGGGCCGAGCUGGAGGCCGCGUACCCCCACUGGGAUUUCUCUGCGAUAUCGCCGCAGGACGACCUGUGGACGGAGGAGCUCGAGUCUCGGGAGUCGUGCGCGGCGCGGGGCCGCCAAGCCUUGGGCUGGAUCUGGGAAGCGGACGAGUCCGAGGUGCCAGCGGCCGCGGGGCCACAGCCCCCCCCUGAGGGCCACGGCGUGCCAUGUGCAGCUUAGGCACAGCGGUACCCAGGUUACCAGUCGAAGGAGACACGACGCCCUUGACGCAGGGCAGUCUGGCGAGGCUCCCCGAGCCCCCCGAAGGCCCCCCGCCCAUCAGGCCGCCGGAGUGACGACGGAGCAGACGGGGGGUAGGAGCAUCGCGCCGCAUCGCUGAUGCGUCGGCGGCGCGAUCCAGAGCCUGGUCUUCCCGUUCCUCCCGGUGUCGCCGCUGCAUCGCCGAUGCGGCGGGAUCCUCGGACCCCCCUCUGCGGCCCAGCGCAGCGCCAGCCUGGGUGGCCUCCACCCUCCACACGGUCCCCCCCCCCCCGGGGCCCUCCCGUCUGGCAGAAGCGGCA